AAAAGAGAUCUGGUUGGCUCCCUGAUUGGCUAUUUCCUGAAAUACAAAAACAGUAAGGCAUAUGUGUUGGAAAAGACUGAGGCCCAGGUCUCUGCCGGUUUAGGACAACAGAUCCUCGCAUGUAAGUGUGUGCUUCACAUGUGGCCAGCUGUCAGCCUACAGAAUUUUGUCCUGCAUCAGUGCUGGAUGUGUCUUGGAAAACGUCUGCCAACAAGAAGAGAGGGAGAUAUACAGUAGGACAUGAAAUGGUAAAGAGAAAGCAGUGAAAAGUAUUCGAAAGAGAUCAAAAAAGUACCAAAGCAAUGAUGGAUGAUGGCUGUCCAGAUACCUGUAACGUUCUUAUUGGAGCUCCUGAGUGCUUCAUCUGCAGAGACGUGCAGCUGGUGGAGGGAGAACAACUGAAAAGGUUUUGUGACUGCAAGAACCUCGUGGCACAUCAUGGUUGCUUGCUUAUUUGGAUCAGAACGAGCCUGAAGACAGAGGAUCAUCUGAGGUGUCGAGUGUGCAAUGCAGAGUACCAGCAGCAGAGAGUUGCCCCAUGGCAGACCCUGAUGUCUCAGUGGCGUGUGUGGCUCGUGGUGGUGCUCGCAGUGGUACUGGCAGCCCUGGUUCCCUACACUGUGUACUGUAUGCUGACAGCCUUUAAUAACCCCUCUCAACAUCCUCUCUUCAACAUAGCUGCUAUCAGCUUUGGUAUCCUGUCUGAAAUCCUGCUGUACAGGUUCUUAUACUGCUAUGUCGCCAACCGUUUCCAGAAAGCACAGCAGGCAUCCUUUAGUCUUCAACCUCGGAACCAGGAGGCGGAGCAGGAGGCUGGGGUCAAAGUUCAUAACCACAAGGCAGAUGCCCUCUGGCAGUGGAAAAGCAUCCCUGUGGUGGAAAAGGCAAAGCAGAUUGACUCACAGUGAUUCAUUUAACUUCUGGACAGGAUGGAGGGUCUGCGCGCUGCCCUGAUGGCUGGCUGCGUGUCAGGAGUACCAACCUGGCGCGAGCAGCCGAGCAUUACACACCCCGUCUCACAUGGAAUUCACGGGAAUGUGAAUAAUGAUUGAGAAUGAUUUUCAUGGAUUUGAUUUCAGCCUUACCCUGACCUUUUAAAAUGGUUAACCGUUUAAAAUUUGGCAUACGUGUUAAAAUUGCUCCAAUAUUCUGUGCGUGAAUGGAUGAAGGAGGCUUCUGGCUUUGCCGUUUGCCUACUUCCUCUCUUGUUGCACUUGAAUUGGGUAAAAGCCAAAGUCCAAAGCUAUCCAAACUGGUGUGGGUCCAGAAUUUCAUUCCAACCAGAAGCACACCUGAUUCGGCUGAGUAAACUCUUGUUUAAUGAGCUGUUAUUGCUUGAUCAGUUGAGUCUGAUGUAUCCUCAUUGGUAGGAGGCAUGCAGUAAUUUCACUCCUUGUCUUUGUACUUUAGGGCCACAUGCAUGUGCACAUUGUAUAUGUCACAUUUUAAAUAUUUUAUUGGUUUAUUGCACUUGUCACUUUAAAACGGGUGAUUUAGCUAAAUUGUACAGUAAGAUGUGCAGGUGUCCAUUCAGUUCUUCAGUAGUAAUGAUUUUGAACUCUAAUGGCAAGCAAAAGAGGUUUCUUUUCUCUCUUCACUCUACAAUCUGUGAUUAAAUAAAAUUUGAAUACAUUUACAUUUGUUGCAGGUGGUUGUGUUGUGAGAUAUACUCACCUGACUCAAACUGACUGUGUAUUAUUGAUAUAGAUCGUUAUCUUGCAGUGUAUUUACUGUACUCUCAUGCGAUAUAGGGAAGUUAAGUAUGAAGUUAGAUAUGAGAGAAGUUUGUUGAGAGUUAUCUUAAAGUUACUAAAAACUUACUAUGUAAAGCUGCCAGCACAGGGUGAUAUAUUGUUUUAUUGUUGAUUAAAAAUGCAUAAUUUAUUCAUUCAUUCAUUCAUUCACUAGACA
Messenger RNA from Clarias gariepinus (North African catfish), 1911 nucleotides. RefSeq lists its product as uncharacterized. Bases 303 to 908 code for a protein of 201 amino acids. Lineage: Eukaryota; Metazoa; Chordata; Actinopteri; Siluriformes; Clariidae. The transcript is spliced from 5 exons. Gene Ontology annotation, molecular function: zinc ion binding. The record is from RefSeq and is a predicted model, not a curated record.